Messenger RNA from Trachemys scripta elegans, 6352 nucleotides. RefSeq names its product stromal interaction molecule 1 (gene STIM1). The transcript has 13 exons. Gene Ontology annotation, cellular component: endoplasmic reticulum; plasma membrane. NCBI's taxonomy places the organism in Eukaryota, Metazoa, Chordata, Testudines, Emydidae. The record is from RefSeq and is a predicted model, not a curated record. The coding region runs from base 1672 to 3708 and encodes 678 amino acids. Gene Ontology annotation, molecular function: protein binding; calcium channel regulator activity; calcium ion binding. Gene Ontology annotation, biological process: store-operated calcium entry; intracellular calcium ion homeostasis; activation of store-operated calcium channel activity.
CCUCCUGGUUCCUGCCCCGCCCCGUUUGGCGGCGCGGCGGUUGGCGCCUCCGCUGUCAGUGUCCGAGCGUGCGGCGGCGGCGGCGGCGGCGGCAGCAGCGCUUCAGCCCGCUCCGGAGCUGGGCGGCGAGAGCGGGGACACCCCAGGCCUGCCGCACGAGAGCUGCCCCAGGAGCAAGGAGGACUAAUCCUGGGAGAAGCCAGGCCUACUGGAUGAGCAGACUGUCCCGGGAGAAGCCUGGAGUUGAUAGGCGCUAGGUCUGAUGAGUGAGAGCCAUCCUGAUUGCUGCUGGGAUUUGUUAUGUUCUGCUCGGACAUACUCUCUCGGGAAAAUCCAUGAUUGAACGGAUGCUGUUGAUUUAAACUGGGAUAAAAGAAAAAAAAUCCUUACGUAGCCUAUCAGACCUGGGAUAGAUCAUCACUCAACUCUAGAAAGAGAGCUGUGGUGGAAAUAAAUUGGGCCAAACGAAGAGAGAUUCUGGCAAUUUUUUGAGUCAAAGAAGAGUUGCUGAUAAAGUGAUCUGGAAAUCCCAACGAUAAACUGAGAUUUGCUGAAGUGCAUAAAAAGAAAUCUUGAUCAAAACUGAGUGAAAACCAAAAUUUGGAUUAAAUGAGACUUUUUGGAUUAAACUGAGAAAUGUGCCCUGGGUAAAGAUACUAACCCUGGGAGAGAGCAGACAAGAAAAAACUAUUUCAGGUGGUAAAACUACUGCAGUUUUGUGCUGCUGAGGUGGGAAUAGAGGAAUGGAUAAUGGGUGUUCUACCACAUUUUUUUUUUUAAGGCAGUGCUAGCAAGAAGCAAAGAAAGGGCUAGGUUACCUGAUACCUGGCAGAGUCCAGGUCUGUUAGUCUCCAGCUGAAUAAGGUGUUCCUGUUUGGCAUGUUUUUUAUAUUUUGUACUGUAAUAGAGGAUUGUGGCCUGUGGGGCUUUAUUUAAUUCUGGGUUUUUAAAAAUUCUUCUCUGCAUCUCUAAAAGAAUGUGCAUUAGUGUCUUUGCAAAUGUCUUGCUCUUUAAAGGUAUCUGAUUAAAAUGCAUGUUAUUUGAAAUUUAAAUUAAAGAAUUAAGUUGUCACAUGCAUAGACACUUAGUUGACCAAAAAAAAAAAAAUCAUUUUAAACAAGUUUGGUUUAUUUUAGUCUUGCUAAACGGUUUGGAAUCUGCAAGUGGGUUGAAGCUGUGCUUGACUGCGAAUAGUUAAAACUUGGAUGCUGCAGCAUUUUGAGCCCUAGAGAUGCUGCUGGUAAAUCAUUCAUGAAAUUUUUUUUACUUUUUAAUACCAAAAAUGUUAGAUAUUUUUAUCUUAACUAGUCUUUAAAAAUACAAGACUUGAGAGAACUUUCUUCAGGGCUAGGGAGACUAAUUUAAAAAUUGUUUUAUUUGGAGAUAAAUUUAAUUGUGAGGCUGGUUUUUGGGAGAAACCAUAGACUUAGGGCAAAAUUUCAGCUUAUGCUGGAGGGGGGGAAAAGAACCUCAAAGUAUCUCCAUCCUUUACUUCUGUAGCCUUUGGAUUUAAUCGGGUACCGCUCCUGGGAUAUCAGACACUUUACUUCCUACACCAUUUUGGGAUAUAAAGGUGCAGAGUGAACUAAGAAACUUGAACAUAUCCAUUGGGGACUGAUGCUGAGGAGGAGCUGACAUACAAAGGGAUAAAGGCCGUAAUAUUACACAGAAAUGGAUGUGUGGUCAAGAGUAGCAGUGUGGAUCCUGUGUGGUUUUCUUCUGCACCAAGGACAGGGGGAGAGGCCCCCAGGUACCCUUUUGGAUGAAACUGCAAUUGCAGAGUUCUGUCGAAUUGAUGAGCCCUUGUGCCACCUCGAAGAUGAGCAGCUCAGCUUUGAAGCUGUCUGCAAUAUCCACAAGCAGAUGGAUGAUGACGCCAAUGGCAACGUGGAUGUAGAGGAGAGCGAUGAGUUCCUGAGGGAAGACUUAAAUUAUCAUGACCCAACAGUCAAACACAGCACCUUCCAUGGGGAGGAUAAACUCAUCAGCGUGGAAGAUCUCUGGAAGUCAUGGAAAACAUCCGAAGUGUAUAACUGGACAGUUGAUGAGGUGGUGCAGUGGCUAAUCACCUAUGUGGAACUGCCACAGUAUGAAGAAACCUUCAGGAAACUGCAGCUAAGUGGACAUGCCAUGCCCAGGUUAGCGAUAAACAACGCCACCAUGAUGGGAACUGUACUGAAAAUGACUGAUCGGAGCCACAGGCAGAAGCUGCAGCUGAAAGCCCUGGACACAGUGCUGUUUGGACCUCCUCUCUUAACUCGUCAUAACCACCUAAAGGAUUUCAUGUUGGUGGUGUCCAUUGUCAUUGGAGUGGGUGGCUGCUGGUUUGCCUACAUCCAGAACCGCUACUCAAAGGAGCACGUGAAGAGGAUGAUGAAAGACCUAGAAGGGCUUCAUAGAGCUGAGCAGAGUCUACACGACCUUCAAGAAAGGCUGCAGAAGGCCCAGGAGGAACACCGCACGGUGGAAGUGGAGAAGGUGCAUCUGGAGAAGAAGCUCCAAGACGAGAUCAGCAUCGCCAAGCAAGAGGCCCACCGGCUGCGGGAGCUGCGCGAGGGGACGGAGAACGAGCUGAGCAGACAGAAGUACGCUGAGCAGGAGCUGGAGCAGGUCCGAAUGGCGCUGAAGAACGCAGAGAAGGAGCUUGAAUCCCACUGCAGCUGGGCUGCACCAGAGGCCUUGCAGAAAUGGCUCCAGCUGACCCACGAAGUGGAGGUCCAGUACUACAACAUCAAGAAACAGAAUGCGGAGAAGCAGCUGCUGGUGGCCAAAGAGGGGGCUGAAAAAAUUAAAAAGAAGCGAAACACCCUCUUUGGAACAUUUCAUGUUGCUCACAGCUCAUCCCUAGACGACGUUGAUCAUAAAAUCUUAACUGCAAAGCAAGCCCUGAGCGAAGUGACGGCCGCACUGCGGGAGCGCCUACACCGCUGGCACCAAAUCGAGCUGCUGUGUGGCUUCCAGAUUGUCAACAACCCAGGCAUCCACACGCUAGUGACAGCCCUGAACAUCGAUCCCAGCUGGGUGGGCACCUCCCGUCCCAACCCAGCGCACUUCAUCAUGACUGAUGAUCUGGACGAUCUGGACGAAGAGAUUGUCUCUCCCAUGUCCAUGCAGUCUGCCCCCUUGCCGAGCGGUGUCCGCCAGCGCGUCGUGGACCCGCAGCACUCCCUCGGAUCUCAGAGAGACCUAAGUCACUCCGACUCCGAUUCCUCCUUCCUGUACAUGAGCGACCAUCAGCGCAUCCCAGGCUCUGUUCCCAAGCUCCUGGCCGCCAGGCCCCCCAUGCUGACCCGGUCCACAGAGGAGGCUGCUUCAGGCCACCCUGCCGGCUGCGCCCCGACCUCCAACGGAGGCAGCAGGCACAGCGAGGCCUCCUCGCUGGGGGCUUUGCAGGAGCGGCUGGCCGAGAGCCCGGUGGUGGCGAAGAAGAUGAUGAUGCUGAACCAUGGUAUGGAGAAGUCCGCCAGCCUCGGGGAGAUCAGGCACUCGGAUUCCUCCCGCUCACACAGCCCCAGCUCCACCGAGCCCGACACGCCCUCCCCCAUCUCUGACUCCAGGCCCGGCAACGCUAAGAACACCCGCAUCCCGCAGCUGGCCGCCAAGAAGAACGCCGGGGAAGAGGACAGCGGCUCCACGGGCGAGGAGACUGACUCCAGCCAGGGCAAGAAAAAGUUCCCCCUAAAGAUCUUCAAGAAGCCCAAGAAGUAGGAGGAGGAGGAAAGCCAGCCACCAACCCAAUCCAUUGGGCAAGGAGGGGCGGGGCACAGAGCCACAAGCGAGGGCACCCUUCCCACCCCUUCCAGGAGCCACAUGGGUGGGAUGCUUGCGACUGCCCACCCCUUCCCCGCCCCCAGACACCCUCUGCCUCCCAAUCAAGUCGUGUAAAAUCCGCGGGGGGGGGAGCUCUUUAAACGUAUUUAUUUCCUGACGUGGAAACCAGCCGCCCCUUCUCCCUCCCUCCAGUUCAGUAGCCCCCUGCUUUGCUGUGCAUGGCUUCUCAUGCCUUCCGAGAGCCCCUGCCUCCGCUCGGCCAUACGGCAGUGCGGGUUUGUUUAACGGGCUUUGAUUUUCCCCCUUUCGGCUUCUUCGGGACUCCUGCACGCGCGGCUCCUGAUCGGCUUGAGAACCCGCCCAGGGGAGGGGUCCCUCUGGGCCGGACCUGCCGCUUGCAUCUAUGCACCCCCAGGGCUUUGGCCUCCCUCUCGCCUGGGCCGGGCACCGGCUCCGGGAGGUCAGGGCCGAGUCCUGGCUACUCAGGGUUGAAUCCGCUGCGAUCUCUUAGGGGUAGCUGCCUGGUGCGUGUCUUUGCGGCUCUCUCGGGUGGGCAGCGAAGGGCACUUUGGGACAGGCGCCCCGUGGCUGGGGUGACUGGGGAGAGAGGCUGGGGCUUCUGCGGUUUUGGCAGGGGAAAGCAGAAGGCGCGUGCCAGCUCGCGGGGCCGGGGCUUUGUGGGGAGAGAACAGGGCCUGGCCGCUGGUGCUGCAUUCAGGAACCGUGGCCAAGUCUAUUCUAGGCAGUGUUUGUUUCUUUAGCUGGCUGCAGCCUGCUGGGUUUGUUUCUGAAGCAGGGCCUGCUCCGUGAAGAUCCCCCAGCAGGCCCUGCCCUGUCUCAGCCUUCCCAGCCUCGGCAGCGCGAGCUUCCCUCGGCCAGGGCCAGGCCCUGGGCAAAGGCAAUGGGGUGUGGGGGAGGCAGGUGCUGCGAACCCCAGAGCAGCUCCCACCAGGCCGAAGGGCCGCAAGCCAUUUGGGGACAGCCGGGUACCUUCAUUGAGCUGCCUGGGUGAGUCGGGCCAGGAUCAGGGCCGUUCCCUGGGCCUGGACCCAGUGGGGUUGGGGAAUGAGAAUUCCCCUCAGGGGCCGGAUACCUCGGGGAGGGGCUGAAAUGGCUGGACGAGGAGUUGGCUCUGCUGUGCCAGGCCGUGUCCAGUUCCAGCAGCCAGCCGAGGAGGGACUCGGCGGUUCUGCCCCCAGGGGUGGUUCUAAUGCCCCUGGGGGGUUCCUCCGGCGUCCUCCCUGCUGCGAUGGCUGGGGGGGUGCUACGGCGGGAGCUAAUGCCGGGCUUGGGGCUCGCGGCUCCUGGUUUCUGAGCAGGGAUUCCCAGGGAGUGAGGAGUUCCUACGUCCCAGGGCAGCUUCAGGCAGCCAGUAUCUGCCCCUCGGGGCUGGGCUGCUGCAGCGGGAGGAGCAGGGGGAGGAUGAGGAGCUGGGGAGAACCAGAGCCGGCUCUCGGCUGGUGGGCCACCUGCUGCGGCCGGCACGGCCUGUCAGGAACGUUUCGCAGGGAGGAGCGAUUGGCCUUGGCCCAGGGGGGUUCCCCUUUGCAGCGCUGCUCCCUGUUCAGACUAGACCCAGGCCGGCGGAGCCAGCAGCCGAGAGCCCCGCAGCGCCCCCAGCGAGAGCAGGGUCCGUGACCAAUUGCUACCUCCACGCGGCCGGCUGGAGCCUGUCUGCAACCUUCACUUGAAGGAGCGCACCCAGCCCCCCCCCCCCCCCGCCCUGUGCACUGCCCCCCAUGCCCGAUCCCUCCCCGUGCGGGAGCGCCCAGGCUUUGGGCACCCACCAAGGAGCCCCCUGGCGCGGGGCCUGGCGUUCUGCCUGCGGUAGUGGGGAGGAAUCCUGUGUUCUCGGGGGGAGCAGGGCUGGCGGCAAAGAUCCCUGAGGAGGGAGGGGGGCUGGCUGGGGCCCUUGCUUGUAGCUGGUGGAAGAUACUGGAUGUCACGUCUCCAGGAAGGGCUAAGGAGGAGUUUUAGAGCCGGUAGCUAAAUGAUUACAUUGUUGCUUUGAGAUAAGUGAAAAAUCCUCUACAUUGCUUAAGUGCCUGCGAUUCCUCACUCUCCUGCCCCACGGGCUGCUGCUGGCCACCUGGCUGGCCCGCGGGCCGUCCUGCUGCCAGCGCGUGCCAGGGAGCCCUGGGUCAUGUGCCCUUCGCUGACAGCCCGUGAUGGGAAUUGCACCGGCCGCCGGCUCCUGCCAGCCUAGGGCUGGUCCCGAGCCAUGCAGCUUGGCUUGCACUGGGCAGUUUCAGACCAGCUCAGCACACCCCGCUGAGAGCAGCCUCGGGGCCUUGCCUGGCAGCAGCGCCCACCUCCCUCCCGGCAGUGGUUCCAGAGCAGGGUGGGAAGGGCCCCGGGGAGGUGUGUAGCCCAGGCCCGGGUGUGUGCCGCUUCCUCCCUGCCCUAAGCACGGCCCGUGGGCAGGGGUGCCCCAGCUGGGCCUGGCGCCCCGCGCCGAUGCUUGCUGGAGAAGGCGGUGGCAUUUAUAAAGCAGCGAUUGUGAUGCAUCUGCCAAGUCUGAUUUGUUUUGUCAUUUCAUAAAACUGUUUUCAAUCCAAUAAAGCAUGUAGGAGAUUUUGAG